This is a messenger RNA of Nerophis ophidion (straightnose pipefish), 5662 nucleotides long. RefSeq lists its product as uncharacterized. The coding region runs from base 3966 to 4970 and encodes 334 amino acids. Gene Ontology annotation, molecular function: nucleic acid binding. The transcript has a single exon. The record is from RefSeq and is a predicted model, not a curated record. Gene Ontology annotation, biological process: DNA integration. NCBI's taxonomy places the organism in Eukaryota, Metazoa, Chordata, Actinopteri, Syngnathiformes, Syngnathidae.
AAAAAUGUUCUUCAUGGACAAAGGACAAAGACACUAGCCGGCACUUACAAAUAAGGUAAGCAGAAACCUGUUAAAACAAAUUCUGCAUAUUGGAAACUACUAAAAUAGUGUCCUGUCCUAUGUACUUGUAAGAAAACAUAAAAACUAAAAGAGUCAGUAGAAGUGUAAAUAACUUCGAUACAGGAGGAAUACACAGUAUCCUCGAGAGUGGCGUAACUCCACCUGAGAUCCGACGGGGUCCAGGAGCGGUUAGUACCGCGGCUGGGUUAGAGUCCCGGGGGUUGAGGUCCCUAAAUUCUAGUUGUUGUUACGAUAUGAAAACUCCAAAAACGUUUGGGAAAAUAGGUUUAUAAACCUUGGAGAGAUUGAAAUAUCGCUGUAUAAAACUCCUCAAAACAACAAAAUAGGUUGUUUUACGAGGGAAAAAUGAGGGGAGAACAAAAAUACAGUCGAAGGAAACUGCAGUUGAAAACAGAGACUGAGUAGUCUUUCGAUAACACAACUUUAAGCUAAAUAAAAUACUGUGUGGGUAUCGAAUGUGUAUAUGACACUAACUUUGUGUGUGUAUUUUAAGUGUUGUUGAGGUAAGAAUGGAAGUGGGGAGAAUAAGACUCUGAGUAAAUCGUUGUGUGAAUACUCGUUGUGUGCUGGGUCUGCGGCUGAUGAACUGACGGGAUACCUAACAAUGUAAACGAACAUCGUUCAUUCGCUACAGUUUAGGGCGGGGUGGGCGGUGAAAACCGUCCAUAUCUGAUCAACAGACACGCAGCGAGGGCUAAAUCACCCAGUUGAUAAGCGAGACAUCUUAUCUUUGGAGUAAACGCUGUGGUUCUUGUGAUAGGACACCCAGUGGGAGACCGGACCGACCUUUAGGGCCGGCCUAGAAGCUUGUCUCUCAGAGAACCGCAGUGGGCUAACGCGGCUAUCUCCGGGAAGAUUGUUGUCGCAGUAAAACUGUGGAGCUCAGAGUCUAGUUAAAAAAUGGAAGGAGAGUUUGAUAGAGAAAUAGAUGAUGAUGGAUGGGGCCCGGUCAGCCCAUAUGUCACCCUGCAAAUUGGAUCCACAGCUAAUGCCCUAGCUGCCACAUCAAAGCCAACAGAUAAAGAGAAGACAGUAACAAAAGCAAAACAAAAAUUAGAACAACUUAUUCAGGACAUGGGGAAAACAUUGGAACAUAUAGGGCCCUUAGGACAAUUGAUAUUUGAUAAGCUGAACACAGCCGCUGUAAAGAGGGAUGAAGCGGAAGAGCAGGGAAAGAUUGCAGGUUUGUUGCAGAAGUCCAGUUGGAGGAAAAAGGAGCGCGACUGGGAGAAGGAGCGACGGGAGUGGGCUGAACUGUUGAUCUGCUGGCAAAGCACCAAACAUCUGCACCAAAAGGAGCUUCACUCCAAAUCGGUAACUGCACCUCAUGUCCCCACAUGUCCUCCAUCCUAUGCGCCUCCAACCCACGGCAUGUAUCCCACAUUUUACAUUGAAAGAGGCACACUCUGGCAUUAGGAGAUUUCCGCGCUGUUGCUGCUCGGUGCAUGACCCAGACUAAUCUUAGAGAUGUAGAGACGGACGCAAAAACUCUAACACUGUCCGAUGAGAUCAGAUUCACCCAACUAUGCACUGCUCUUGGUGCUGCAAUGCGUAGUCAUUUCCCACUGCCUAAUUCAGCCGUUAUGCCUAGAAUUAGAUGGGACCCCAAACAAAACCCCAGGCAGUUCUUAUGUGAAGCCAAAGAGGCCUGGACCAAUCGAACCGGCCAGUACCCCGGUAACACUGGGUCACAGGCCGAGUAGUUCCGACAAGCAGUUCUGAGUGGAGUGCCUGAGUCAGUGCAAACAGCCAUGAAAAGUAACCCUGACAUGUUAGGAUGUCAACUUUGUACAUGGGAGAAGCAUCUCGUUCAUCACCUUACCACGGCUCAAGACAAAACACAACAAGAUGAGAAAGACAAAGCAGAUUUGCAGGCACAAUUACUGAAGUUACAACUAGCCAAAGCUAGAGAUGACUUAAACGACAAAAAGAAGGGCAAGAAAGAUCAGGUCAAGGUUAUGUCUCAAACUGUAAAGCAGUGGGACGGCGAUAACAUUCAGGAGUCUGGGACGCCACAUUUCAGAAGAAGGGGAGGACAAAAUAGGGGAAGGGGAGGCCCACGGGGUGGAGGAAGGAGAGGGUUUUCUGGGGGAAGGCCUCAAGGAGGAAACCAAGGCUGUUUCCUGUGUGGGGACUCCUCCCAUUGGGUGAGGGAGUGCCCAUAUAACCCUGCUCAGUCACAAAGAGGGUUUCCACAGAGAGGAGGAGUUCAGAACCGGGGAGGAACACACCCUCCUCAGUCUCAAGGGAGAGGACCCGCACCACAGUUCCCCUUGUGGCAAGACACUGAGUGACACGCCCCACAGAGAAGCCCUAGACAGCACCUUACGGCAGAACCGGUGCUGUCAGUGACAGUAAAUCAGGACUUGCUGCCUUUCUUAGUGGAUACCGGUGCUACCGUCUUCACUAUCAAGACUGUGGAAAAGAAGCUGCUUACAUCAGACGUCAUAACAGUCAUGGGUUUCUCUGGGGUUCCUACUACGCUGCCUUACACCAAGCCUCUCACAACAAGGCUUGGCUAUCAGACUGCGUUGCAUCCUUUCAUCUACUCCCCUGAGGUACCUUCCAACCUGUUGGGGAGAGACCUCCUGACUCGAUUGGGGCUACUAUUCUCUGCUCGCCUGAUGGACUAACAGUCUCAUUCCCUGAUGGAACAUCUCUACCCUGCGCCAGUAUUGAGUCUUCACAUUCAAGCCAAUACAUGAUUCAGCCAGUUGCAGACAGAUCGGCUGACAUCUACUGGGGUCUCCUACACAGUGAAACUAGUGAUAAAAGUGGAAUCCUGUCGGCUUACCUGACUUGGAAACCCUGGAUCUCCCAAAUACACCCCUAUGUGGCCCCUCCUGACCCUCCUCAUAUGACAUUGUUUUAUGAUAGAGAGGAUACACAGUGGUAUGAGGAACAGUUUAGCAGGGACAUAGAGGGAACUAAUUGGGCUCUUUCCACUAAAACAUUUAUGUGGCUCCCAUAGGUGUAGCGGCAGAAGUUUCUCUCACCCCAGAGCAACUACAGUGGUACAUGAUGAGUGACGAGGCUUGCCCCCAUGUGUCUUUAGCCUUACAUCCAGAGCACCAAGCCAAAGAGCUGGGUUCUAUAGUUAAAACAGCACAACUGCAAACUGAUUGGCAGAGGGUUGGCUCUUCGUUGUGGUAUUCACCCGCAACUCAAAUCUACAAAAUACAGGUUUCUUGCACUGACCAUGCUCUCCUUGAACACGCUCAAAUCUCCCGCCACCAUGGCCGAGAGAAAACAGAUCACCCCGAAGCAGCAUUGUUGUUAGAUUCACUGCCUUGACUCACUAUGGUCCACUGGGCCCACGGAUGUUGGCCUAGUCGACUGCCCCCCAUUUACUUUCAAGCUGAAAAAUAACAACCCAGUGUGGGUUCCCCAAUACCCAAGUAAAAAAGACGCCGAAAUCGGCAUUGCAGAUACCAUUGAAGGUCUAUUUGAAAAGGGGGUGUUGGUAGAAACAUCCUCGGAAUGGAACACUCCCAUAUGGCCCAUUAAAAAGAAGGGCACUGGUAAAUAUCGCAUGGUUCAUGAUCUUAAGGCCAUUAACUCUGCGUUAUGCACGCAAACCAUCCCAGUUCCCAACCCUUACGUUGCGUUGACUAAUCUUGAUCCUCGCCACCAAUGGUUCACCUGUAUCGACCUCGCUAAUGCAUUUUUCUGCCUACCACUAGCCGAAGAAUGUGGAAACAUUUUUGCCUUCACCUACCGAGGGGUCCAACUGACCUAUUCUCGUCUUCCUCAGGGAUUUGCUCUAUCACCUGGCCUAUUUAAUCAGGUAUUAAAGGAUGUUUUGACGGAUUGUGCUACCACCUGGAAUAAAAAACAUAGCACUAACUAAGGCGCACGGAGUGGGACAUGUCGGGGCUGCACAGAUGCAGAGAAACCUCGAAAAUUGGUGGCACCCAUUUUUGAAAGAUAUGUGUAAAUAUCAUGUACAUACUUGCCCUGAAUGCACCAUGUAUAAUGCACAACCAACAGUCAGACCGCAUCCUGGACGUUUCCCUCUCGAGACGAAAACAGGGAAAGAAAUCAUCAUAGAUUACACAGAUAUGGUGAACUCAGUAAAAGGGUACAGGUAUAUGUUGGUAUGUGUGGAUGCGUAUUCAGGUUGGCCAGAGGUACUCCCUACAAAAAGGGAAGACAGUAAGACAGUGGUGAAGUUUUUGGUAAACCAGUAUAUCCCCAGACAUGGUUUUCCUGAGAAAACCCGAUCAGAUAAUGGUACACAUUUCAAAAUCCAUGAUCUGCAAAAGGUUGAAGAAAUGCUGGGGUUGAAACACAAGUUUGGUUCGGUCUACCACCCACAAUCCCAAGGAAACGUUGAAAGAAUGAACCAAACACUCAAAUCUAAAUUGGCAAACAUCUGUGCACAGACCAAAAUUAAUUGGCUAGAUGCGCUACCCCUUGCCAUCAUGUCUGUUCGAAGCUCAAUAAACCAAAGCACGGCCUUUACUCCCUUUGAGCUGACCACAGGCAGGAGGUUUCCAGUGCCCCAGUCCAAGCUUAUUGGAAUCAAAGGUGAUGAUCAGUCAUUAACCCACACGCAGUAUUUCCAUGCUUUACAAGCCCUUGUUGCAGAGUAUUCCAAGCAGGUGGGGGAGAGAAACAAGGAAGACACAGCGACUCCACCAAGCACAGAGUGGGUCCUACUGAAGGUGCUCAAGCGAAAAUGGACCGAACCCAGGUGGACGGGUCCAUAUCGAGUGACUGAACGCACCUCGCAUGCUGUUCGGCUGAACGGCAAGGGAGACACGUGGUUCCACUGGAGCCAGUGUGGAGCGGCGGACGCCCCUGCACGCACGUUGAGAGAGACACGUACCGAGUUCCGUGAACAACAACUACGGGAGAAGACCACCAAUCAACAAGGGGCAGAAUAAUCCCCUGGUGGCAUCAGGGUGAGGUGGUCUACCCAAAAUCCCUGUGGGAGGAGGUGAAAUAGCGCUCUUCUCCUACACGUGGUGUGCCAAACCACCAACCAGAUUCGUCGAGGGACCAAGAAGAUCGUGACAACCAUCGACCUCCUUAUUCUCUGUUGGUUUGGGUCUUUCUUUGGGCCCUGAUACAUCUGUCCAUCACGGGUACAACUCAAGUUUAAGGUGCCACUAAGUAUUAGUACUUAGUCGAAUUUUUAAGUCCAUAUUAUACGAUGUUUUGAUUUGUGAUCUCUUUAAUAGAGAUCAAAAGGGGGAUUAAUGAGUGUACAAAGCAAACGUCCUGACCUCAAUUUGGCUCAGUGUGCCAAACACUGCACCUACAGGAAACAGAUGUUUGAACAAUAACGAACGUAACAGGAAACUAAGCAAACACUGCACAUACAGGAAACAGAUGCUUGAGCAACAACCAACUUAACAGGAAACCAAGAGUACUUCCGAGACACGAGACACAUAGCAACUGACGUCAGUCAGUAGACUGACCAAUCAGAUAACUACUAGCACAGUGUAUACAAGCUGCUGUACAACAAACUCUCAGACAGAUCGCUUUGGGUUUUCCUGGUACUACUGUUCAAGUGUACUAUACGAUCUCCGCUCUCUGCAGACUGCGUUUAAUAAAAUACUUCUACUUGACUCAA